Messenger RNA from Cololabis saira (Pacific saury), 1871 nucleotides. RefSeq names its product amnion associated transmembrane protein (gene amn). Bases 36 to 1463 code for a protein of 475 amino acids. Gene Ontology annotation, cellular component: apical plasma membrane; endocytic vesicle. The record is from RefSeq and is a predicted model, not a curated record. The transcript has a single exon. NCBI's taxonomy places the organism in Eukaryota, Metazoa, Chordata, Actinopteri, Beloniformes, Belonidae. Gene Ontology annotation, biological process: intracellular protein localization; receptor-mediated endocytosis.
CAAAGGUCACAUCGUCUUCCCUCCACCUGUCACAAAUGUUCAAGAUGCUGAAAACACGAGAAGUGCUCCUCUUGUUCUGUUUCGUCGGGGCAACAGAUGCCCUUUACAAACAGUGGAUUCCUGAUACCAACUAUGAGAAUACGACCAACUGGGACAAAGGGACUGUUCCGUGUGGGAACGACAUAGUUCAGUUUUCAGCCCAAGGAAAAGUGUCUGUGUUCGUGGAGACUACACAUGCUGUGCAGGAGAUGAGGCUGCCCGUCGAUGGAGAGUUCAUACUGAAUUCAGGGGCUGGCUUUUAUGUCCUCAGUGGUAAAGACCCAAGCUGCGGCACAGGCGCGACGGCUCAGUUCAAGGACCCGGAGUCUCUUCGGUGGUUUAAUCCAGCUCUGUGGCGGGGAGCUGUCACUCUCAAUGACCUGCAGCUCGGAAACUUCCUGUUCUCUGUCCACGAGGAGAGUGUCCCCUGUCAGCAUGAUGAUGUCGUCUUCGAAGCUCUCUCCUCCUUCAGAGUGGACACCAGCUCAAGUCAGCCUAGCAUCCCAGUCAAAUCCGUGUCUGUGCUGGGGAAGACGUUUGACAGCAGGUCAGAGUUCUCCCAGUAUCUCAACUCGCGGUCGGGCCGGCUGCAGUUUCAUGGAUCCUCGGCCGUCACUGUUGGAUACGCAGGUUGUGGGGAUCCCACUGGCUGUGACUGUGGGAACUCUGUGAACCACCAGGUGAUCUGUAGCACAGUAACGUGUACAUCUUUUAGCUGUAAGCAGCCUCUCAGGCCUGUGGGACACUGCUGUGACGUGUGCGGGGCCAUUCUUACCAUCAGAUUUGCUGAAGGUUUCAAUCUGCAGAAUUACAGGGAACGAAUCCGUCACCUCUUUCUUAUCAAGCCACAAUACAAGUCCAUUCAACUUGGCAUGUCAAAAGUCUCCAAGCCGCAGCGACUGAUGGGGCUGAUCCCUUUUGGUACGUCACCUGAGAUCCAGGUAGUUAUCCUGGAUGGAGAGACAGGCAAAGUGUCCGAAACCCUGGGUGAGGACAUUGUAAAUGAUAUUAGUUCCCACGGCUCGGAACUGGGAAUAACAGGGGUUGAAUUUCAAACUUCAUCUGGGAGCAGCGGCAAUCAGUCCGGAGGGAGUGCUGGGAUGGUGACGGGAAUUGUGUUUGCCGUUUUAAUUGUGAUCGCAAUCAUCAUCAUUGUAGUUUCUCUGAUCCGUAAGGGUCUUGUUAAGAUGCCAUCCAUGCCUUCAAUGCCAUCUCUUAGACGCUCUCAGAAAACCUCUGAUGUCGACAAUAUUGGCGGACCUCUCGACCAUGGCUUCGAUAAUCCCAUGUUUAACAACCCCGACAUGCUGAGUAAUAUUCCUGGUCUGUAUGACACUGAACGUAAUGCAAUCUCCAUGACUCAGACAGGAGUACAAUUUGUAAAUCCAGUGUAUGAUGAGAAUGAAACUGAUAUCACUGUGUAAAGUCCAUCUUCACAUAUGUUUGAUUCAAUGCCAAUUUUACAGUUCAUGAAUAAUGUCAAUGUAUAGAUUUACAGUAGUGAGUAGUGAGAAAAAGAUCAUAAAGUACUGGCAGAUAAUAAAGCUUUUAAUGACCGAAUAAACAUGCAAGACAAAUAACUGAAUAAUUGACAGAGUGAAUUACUGGUGUGAUCUUUCACUCAUGCAUAUCACAUUCAGGAGCAGUAAAGCAGAGACAAUCUGCAGUAAAUUCUCAGCACACCCUCUGCUGCACCAGCUCAUCCUCAUGCUGCACAGUUACCACUAGAUGGUAGUAAAUGUUAUUUGACAUAUAUGUGACUAAUCACCCUUUUUUUACAAUAUCUUUAUGGAACUUGUCACACGACCUCAAUAAACAUUUAUGGUACUCUG